AUGAAAUCGAAAGCGCCGGGUCUGCUAGUUCCACGAAUCGGAGAAAGCUUUGAUUUGGCAAUUGAGAAAGUAGCUCCGGUUUCGCGGUCGAGAGGGAGACAAGGCGGAGUGGAGACUUCACAUAACAGACCAUCGGCGAAGGAAUCACCGGUAAAUGCACAGUCAGUGGUCAGUGCUGGAAAUGGGCGAAAGAAGGGAGCAUCUCUUUUGUUUUGUCUUGUCCUUUCACGUUCUCUAAGGUUUAGAUGA
Molecule: messenger RNA, 249 nt
Organism: Arabis nemorensis
Lineage: Eukaryota; Viridiplantae; Streptophyta; Magnoliopsida; Brassicales; Brassicaceae
Source: the annotation of a GenBank genome assembly